AUGGAACAUCAGGUGCAGACGGGUGUGGAUUUGCACUCUGCAGACGAGACAUCAAGCUCUGCAUCGUCCCUUUUUCAUGGCGGCACGUUGCCCACAGCUUGGUUGGGCGAUGACACAGACGAUGGCAGUCUUUCCUCUCUUGAGACUGGGGAGAAGACAUCAAGUAUCAAUGAUGUCAAGAUCGCCUUCGAAGGCCGCUCGGACGGCCCGGCUGAUGCCAACGUUCAGGAUCUGGAGCACUCGCAGGAAUUAGACCCCAGUUUGUCUUUUCAGCCUGGAAAGGCUUACGAGGUCAGAGGCUCUCCUGGUUUCGUCCUUCACCAUAUUGGCGAAUGCAUUCCGUGCCUCUAUCACACCCGAAAAGCAGAUGGAUGCCGCAAGGGUGACGAUUGUGACCACUGCCAUCUCUGCAACGUGAGCGAAGCCAAAAGGCGGCGUAAUCGAAAUCAGCUCGAGGCGCACAAGGCACACAGGCGAGCCGCGCGCAGGGAGGCCACUCGUGAGUCGAAGGCUUCCGAUAGCUAG
This is a messenger RNA of Symbiodinium sp. CCMP2592, 525 nucleotides long. Lineage: Eukaryota; Dinophyceae; Suessiales; Symbiodiniaceae. The record is from the annotation of a GenBank genome assembly.